This is a messenger RNA of Colius striatus (speckled mousebird), 833 nucleotides long. Its product is annotated as small ribosomal subunit protein mS40-like. Gene Ontology annotation, molecular function: structural constituent of ribosome. Gene Ontology annotation, cellular component: mitochondrion; ribosome. Gene Ontology annotation, biological process: mitochondrial translation. The record is from RefSeq and is a predicted model, not a curated record. Lineage: Eukaryota; Metazoa; Chordata; Aves; Coliiformes; Coliidae.
GCCGCGGGGAGGGGGCUGUGGGAGGAAGGGGAGGGGGCUGCCCCGUGCGCGAGCGGCCGGGAUGGCGCUGGCCAGGGGGAUGGCGCUGCUGAGGGCGGCGAGCGGCGGCCUGAAGGGCCCCGCGUGGCUGCUGUGGGCUCGGGAUCCCCCCCGGUUCUGCAGCACUGAAGCACCCCCCAGCCCACCCCCCACCCCCCCGUCCCCCUACCAGGAGCAGCCCUGGGAGUACCUGGAGAGCGAAGAGUACCGGGCUGCGUACGGCGACCGUCCCGUGUGGUUUGGCUACCGGCGCAACCACAAAGGACCGUCCCCCCCGCAGCGCACGCGCCGCUCCUGCCUGCGCAAGGGCAAGCGGGUGGGCAACCCCUGUCCCAUCUGCCGCGACCGGCACCUGCGCCUGGACUUCAGGAACGUGAAGCUCCUGGACCAGUUCAUCUGCCCCCACACCGGCACCAUCUUGCACCCCACGCACACGGGGGUCUGCAUGAAGCAGCACAAGCUCCUGACCAAAGCCAUUUCCCAGGCGCAGGAGCGCGGUCUGCUGUGGCUGCACACCCCCUACGUGCCGGCCCCCAGGGAGGACUUCUCCAACAGCCACGCUGCCGUCAGCAGGACGCCUCCCCCAGCCCCGGCCCUGCUGCCGGGGGGCUUCUGGUACCCCUGGUACGAGCGGCACAGCCCCCCGGCCGCCGCCAUCGCCCGCGCCAGGCGCCUCUACAGGGGCUUCCUCAAGGAGGAGGAGGAGGAAGGUCCACGGGCUGUGGGGACGGCCCCUGGGACCCCCCCGACCCCGGCCUGGAGCAGAGGGGGAAUAAAGUGUUGGAGAGGAAAAG